CCAGCAAACCAAACCUUGAGUUCUCGCUCUGUCGGUUGAACCUACAAACAUGGAUUCGGUGCUGCUGAUUAUGUUCACGUCCGUUAUACUCACACACCAGCAUCUCUGCUCUAGCACCGUUUUUUAACGUCGGUCACCUCCAAACCUACUGACGAACUGGGAUAUAUUCUCUUUUUUAUUUUCUGUCUUUCGUUCUCAGUCGCCAUCUCUCCAUCGCUUAUCGGUGAGAGAGAGGUAGGCAGGCUUGUUUCCCCGCCGAAGAGGGCAGCCUAUAGCGGUGGCCAAGGGCAUUUUCUCCGUGGUCUCGUUGUCUGGAUGAUUUCUGAUUCUGGUGAUUUUUUAAAUAUUUUAUUUUAAUCAUGGCGACUGAUUCCCCUGCCCGGAGUCUGGAUGAGAUCGACCUGUCUGCUCUACGGGACCCGGCAGGCAUCUUUGAGCUGGUGGAGUUGGUUGGCAAUGGAACCUACGGACAGGUGUACAAGGGUCGUCAUGUCAAGACAGGGCAACUUGCGGCCAUCAAGGUCAUGGAUGUCACCGGGGAUGAGGAGGAGGAGAUUAAAGGAGAGAUCAACAUGUUGAAGAAGUACAGCCACCAUCGGAACAUCGCUACCUACUACGGUGCCUUCGUCAAGAAGAACCCACCUGGCAUCGACGACCAGCUAUGGUUGGUGAUGGAGUUCUGUGGGGCAGGCUCAAUAACAGAUCUGAUUAAGAACACCAAGGGGAACUCACUGAAAGAGGAGUGGACUGCCUACAUCUGCAGAGAGAUCCUCAGGGGUCUGGCCCAUCUCCACCAGCACAAGGUCAUCCACAGAGACAUCAAGGGUCAGAACGUCCUGCUGACAGAGAACGCAGAGGUCAAACUGGUGGACUUUGGUGUGAGUGCCCAGUUAGACCGAACGGUGGGGAGGAGGAACACCUUCAUCGGGACUCCCUAUUGGAUGGCUCCAGAGGUCAUUGCCUGCGACGAGAACCCUGAGGCCACCUACGACUUCAAGAGUGACCUGUGGUCUCUGGGUAUAACAGCUAUAGAGAUGGCAGAAGGAGCCCCUCCGCUGUGUGACAUGCACCCAAUGAGAGCUCUCUUCCUCAUCCCACGAAACCCCGCCCCCAAACUCAAGUCCAAGAAGUGGUCUAAGAAGUUCCAGUCGUUCAUCGAGAGUUGCUUGGUGAAGAGUCAUGGUCAGAGACCCAGCACAGAACAGCUGUUGAAGCAUCCCUUCAUCAGAGAGCUGCCCAACGAACGACAGAUCCGCAUCCAACUGAAGGACCACAUCGACAGAACCAAGAAGAAACGUGGCGAGAGAGAUGAGACAGAAUAUGAGUACAGCGGGAGUGAAGAGGAGGAAGAGGAGAGAGACGUGGGGGAGCCAAGCUCCAUCAUCAACAUCCCUGGUGAGUCGACGUUAAGGCGGGACUUCCUGCGUUUGCAGCUGGCCAAUAAGGAACGCUCUGAGGCUCUGAGGAGGCAGCAGUUGGAACAACAGCAGAACGAGGAACACAAACGCCUCCUACUGGCCGAACGACAGAAACGCAUAGAGGAGCAGAAAGAACAGAGGAGGAGACUGGAGGAGCAACAGCGAAGGGAGCGUGAGUUGAGGAAGCAGCAGGAGAGAGAACAGAGGAGACGCUAUGAAGAGAUGGAACAACUACGGAGAGAUGAGGAGAGGAGGCACACGGAGAGAGAACAGGAGUAUAUCCGUAGACAGCUGGAGGAGGAACAGAGACAGUUAGAGAUUCUACAGCAACAGCUUCUACAGGAGCAGGCUCUACUGCUGGAAUAUAAGCGUAAGCAGAUUGAGGAACAACGUCAAGCAGAGAGGCUACAGAGACAGUUACAACAAGAGAGAGCCUACCUGGUGUCUCUACAGCAGCAGCAGCAACAACAGCAACAACAACAAAACCAAGAUGGCCGACCAGGCGAGAAGAAACUGUAUCACUAUAAAGACUCAGCUAGUCCUACUGACAAACCUGCAUGGGCUAAAGAGGUCCCGAAGCAGCAGACACACCACCAGAGCCACUCACCCCGCCCAUUCCUCAGACAAAGCCACUCCUUCAACCAACCUUCAUCCUCCAUUCCUUCCCACGCCAACCCCCCUCGCCGAUCCCCCUCCAACCCCACCCGCCCCCCUCACAUCCAUAUAUCCCUGGAGACUAGUGAUCCAGUAGAUCCCUUUCUGAAACAGGAGAUUAGCCAGCAGGUUAGAGAGAUGAGAGCUCAGAAAGCCAGUCAGAGGGUGUUCAGACACAAAGAAAAAGGACCCAAUACCAGAGUAGUACAACACAUCAACCAGGGGCCAAAAUGGCCUAGCCGAGUCGAUCAGAAGGCUAGUCAGCAAGACCGAGGGCGCAGUCCCAGGCCUAGACACCAAGGGCCGCAACACAACCCCAACCAGGGGCCACAGCAUAAUGGGCAGGGGCAACAGGCUGGCUUUAACCGAGGCUCCAGCCCUAACCCCAACCCCAACCAAGCCCCAAAAGAGAGCCCCAUGUCUAAUCACCAAGCCCCUAACCAAGAGGCCAACAAUGGGCCAGUCUGGGCACCCAGCUCCAGACCCAACCAGGGACCUAACCUGGGGGUAAAAGACCAGGGGCCGAUAUGGGUGGAGGAUCGGUCCAAGCUGAACAGACAGAGUUCUCCAGCGCUGCAGCAUAAGGCUGUCUCCAGCCGGGUCUCUGAGGCCUCCCUGCCCCCCCACUCCGAGUCCUUUAGCACUGCAGGGAUGCAGCCAGCCCGCACCCCACCCACACACCGCCCAGUUGAACCACAGAUGGCCCACCUGAUUCCAGUGAAGACCAUGACAGGCUCUCAGUCUCUGCAGGAGAGCACAGGAGGAGAGGGGGGGGGGGUGGGAAGGAGAAGGGGGGAGGGUGGAGGAAUGCCACCCCGUCAGAACUCUGACCCCACCUCUGACUCUAACCCCGCCCCUCCACCUCGUACCACUAGCCGAGAGGACGAUGAGCUUCCCCCUAAGGUCCCUCAAAGAACCACCUCAAUCUCCCCAGCCCUGAUGAGGAAAAACUCUCCCAACGGACAGGGACUCAUACAAGCCAGUAAUCCAGACCUGAGAGCAUCAGAGCUGUUUCUGGAUACUGCUCUACAGAGGAGGUCCUCUCACUCCUCCUCCUCAUCCUCACCUUCAUCACAGAGAGGUCCACCAGUCCAGGAGACCUCCCCCCCAGCAGAAGCCAAUCAGGAGGUCAGGAUCAGACCGGAGGAGGGGCGAGACGCAGCCAGACCCAGCAGACCAGCUAGCUAUAAGAAAGCCAUAGAUGAGGACCUAAGUGCGCUGGCUAAGGAGCUGAGAGAGUUGAGGGUAGAGGAGGGCAGUAGACCUCCAGUGAAGGUGAGAAAGGUGACAGACUACUCAUCCUCGAGUGACGAGCGAUCAGAGAGCAGCGACGAGGACGGAGAGACGGGGCAAGAUGGGACUGUGGCUGUCAUGCCACAGCAGGGUGAAGCAUAUGGAGGUUUGACUGAAGAACCUCUGGCAGGCUCCUUCAACACAACACAGGACAGCACUCUGAUCAUGAGAGAGGCAGAGGAGAGGAGGAGGGCAGCAGGCCAUGGUGAGAGUAACGGGUUCCAUAGCAACCAUCACGGCAGCGGUAACCAUGGCAACCUCCCUGACCUGGUCCAGCAGAGCUCCUCCUCUUCACCCUCAACCCUGGACGCACUGAAAGAGCAAUUUGGAUCUAAAGCCUCCUUCUCCCCAUUCGGCGAUCCACGGUCCUAUCAGACCUCCCCUACUGAAGAUGAGGAUGAGAGCUCAGCUGGUCUGUUCACCAGUGAGUUGCUGCAUCAGGAGCAGGCCAGACUAGCCGAGGCCAGAAAGAUCAGCGUGGUCAACGUGAACCCAACCAACAUACGACCUCACAGUGACACGCCUGAGAUACGCAAAUACAAGAAGCGCUUCAACUCUGAGAUACUGUGUGCUGCUCUCUGGGGUGUGAACCUGUUGGUGGGGACAGAGAAUGGUUUGAUGUUGCUUGACCGUAGCGGUCAGGGGAAGGUGUAUAACCUGAUUACCAGGAGACGUUUCCUACAGAUGGAUGUCCUGGAGGGACUUAAUGUCCUGGUUACUAUAUCAGGGAAGAAGAAUAAGUUGCGUGUGUACUACCUGUCCUGGCUGAGGAACAGGAUAUUACACAACGACCCAGAGGUUGAGAAGAAGCAGGGCUGGGUCACUGUAGGAGAGUUGGAGGGCUGCGUACACUACAAAGUCGUAAAGUACGAGAGGAUCAAGUUCCUGGUGAUCGCUCAGAAGAACGCAGUGGAGAUCUAUGCCUGGGCCCCCAAACCCUACCACAAGUUCAUGGCCUUUAAGUCGUUCACUGACCUGCAGCACCGCCCCCAGCUGGUUGACCUGACGGUGGAGGAGGGGCAGAGGUUAAAGGUAAUCUACGGCUCCAGCCUGGGCUUCCAUGUCAUCGACGUCGACUCUGGCAACCCUUACGACAUCUACGUCCCGUCACACAUUCAGACCCAGGUGACUCCCCAUGCCAUCGUGGUUCUUCCUAAGACAGACGGGAUGGAGAUGUUGUUGUGUUAUGAAGAUGAGGGAGUUUACGUCAAUACCUACGGACGCAUCACUAAAGACGUUGUGCUGCAGUGGGGAGAGAUGCCUACUUCUGUUGCCUAUAUCCACUCUAGCCAGAUCAUGGGCUGGGGGGAGAAGGCCAUAGAGAUCAGGUCUGUGGAGACAGGACACCUGGACGGGGUCUUCAUGCACAAGAGAGCCCAGAGACUCAAGUUCCUGUGUGAGAGGAACGACAAGGUGUUCUUUGCGUCGGUUAGGUCUGGAGGCAGCAGUCAGGUCUUCUUCAUGACCCUCAACCGUAGCUCCAUGAUGAACUGGUGAAACUAACUCCUCCCACUGUCUUCCCAUUGGCCUGCUCAGCUGUCCAUCACAGGCCAAGACUAAUUUCAUAAGCCAAUUAAAACAAUGGACCAAGAGAAUCAAAUCGCACCCUGAAUCAAACAAGUGAGUUGAAUAUUGGGAGAGUCCAACACUGAAUUUAACUGAGAGAACACACUGGAAGGACAGUGAAACACUGAGAGACUACAACACUGUAACAGACCUAAAGGACUAUAAAGAAUAAAAUAAUAAAAAGAUACAUGACUAUUAAGAAGAGGAGUGGGAAGGCAGGUGAGUGUUUGGAUCAACGGGAGCGCUGGUUUUCCAAGAUCUCGACUACCCUCUGUGGAGACGAACCGGUACUUCCUGAAACUGUUCUUUCUUUCUCUCCUCCACUUCACCCUUCCCCUCCCCUCUCUCUCCACCACUCCCAUACCAUCUCUCUCCACCACUCCCCUCCCCUCUCUCUCCACCACUCCACCCCUCUUCUCUAAAAUAUGGGCUGUGUCCCUUUAAAAUAAAAUCCCAGCCUCUGUCUCUCUCCUCUACUCCAUUCCUUCUUUCCUCUCCUCCUCCUAUCCCUCCACUCUAAAGUCUUUAAAUUCUCAAGGUGCUGCAUCAGAUCAACUGUAAUGUUAUUAAAAAAGAAUAACAACAUUCUGCUGUUUACUAGAAAUAUGCUUUCUUUCUGUCUUUUAAAUAACACAUUGUUCAGGUUUUGUUUCUUGUUUUAGGUACUUUUAUAAAUAAUUACUUUUGAAUUGUAAUGUUAAGAGCUUGAUAACUUGCACAGCACAUUGUUAGUUUCUGUCGUUCAGUUUGUGUGUUUUAUUUUAUGCUGAAAUGCCAGAGAAAAACCUGAUUCAACUGAGAAUCAUUUGAGAAUCGUCUGAGAAUGAACCAAUCUGUGUCUGUCUGUCUUAUCUGUCUCUGUGUGUAAAGAAUCAUUGUGUAAAGCUGUCUCCCACCUGAGUCUGAUUUGAUUGGUCUGGUCUGAUUGUGACUACUUCCUGUUUGGACAGUGCCUAGCAUGAUGAAGCAAACAUCACACAGGUCAACUAAUUUAUCUACCAUUGUUUUGUUCACACUUUUCUGUUGGUUUACCAUUUUAUUUUAACACUUUGAUAGCAUCUUAUGUCCAUAGAUUAAACAUUAUAAUUUCAAUUUAACCAAUACUUAAUUUAUAAAAAUAAAAAAAAUAAUGUUUAAGAGUUUUUAUGAAAUACAUUUGCAUUUAUGAAAACAAAGAUGAGAACAUCUGAAGCUGUUGUCCUUUAUGCUGUCGAAGCCAUUCUGUAGAACUCCAUUACCCAGAAUACAACAGUUAUGUAAGGCGUGUGUGUGUGUGUAUAUUUAGUAACUACAAACACAUUCAUCCAAGAAACAAAACUAAAACAAGCGCUUACAUUCACCAAGACCCACUCCCUCAAAUUACAAACAAGUGCAGGGGCAACACUUUUGUCCGGAAAUUAAACUUCCAGACUGCUCCUUUAAGUUUCAUGCUUAAGUUACUAAUGAAGUUACUGUUCUGUAGGCAGGUUGCUUUUUAGAAUGUUAGCAAUAAAGAGCUGUGCUGAUUGAACUACAGUCUUCCCCGCGCACACGUGUGUGUGUGUGUGUGUGUGUGUGUGUGUGUGUGCACGCGUGCGUGUGUGUGUGUCCGUGAUACACACCUCUGUCAUGGUCUUCUCUCUAUCUGGUGAACAGACUGCUGAUCCCACUGCUGUUGGGUUUCUGUCUUUAAAAGAAAAACUCUACACCCCUCUUUCUUCUGUUUGUUUCUGAACGACAAACUCUUCACUAACGUUUUGGUUUCUUUGUUUUGUAAAACAGAAAAAUAAAUGAUACUAGAACAUU
This is a messenger RNA of Coregonus clupeaformis (lake whitefish), 6716 nucleotides long. Its product is annotated as TRAF2 and NCK-interacting protein kinase-like. Gene Ontology annotation, biological process: protein phosphorylation. Bases 360 to 4862 code for a protein of 1500 amino acids. The record is from RefSeq and is a predicted model, not a curated record. NCBI's taxonomy places the organism in Eukaryota, Metazoa, Chordata, Actinopteri, Salmoniformes, Salmonidae. The transcript is spliced from 35 exons. Gene Ontology annotation, molecular function: protein kinase activity; ATP binding.